UAUUAUUUCUGUCUUUUGAAAGAGAAGAUGAGUGAAUCCAGUGCAAAAUCGAGCCAAGCCCUGGCUGCCAAGCAAGACAAGGAUGUCUCUGAGAAGAGAGGACGAGGGCGGCCCAGGAAACAGCCUCAGAAAGAACCCGCCGAAGCACCAGCACCCAAGAGACCACGUGGCAGACCAAAGGGGAGCAAAAACAAGGCCACUACAAAGGGAAGGAAAGCUGCUGUAAAAACAGCGGGGAGGAAACCUCGAGGCCGACCCAAAAAAUCAGUAAGAGAAAGAUGAAGAGGUCAACAUCUCCCAGGAGUCGUCGGAAGAGGAGCAAUGAAAAAGCCAACUGAUUCUACCUCACAGUUCAGUUUUCCUAUUUCUUCUCGAGUUCUGGGACUGAGGAAGGAACGGAGAAUCCUCACCCUUUUCCUGACCCCCCACCUCCUCAAUGUUCUUGCAGACAAAACAGCAACAUGAGUACAAUGUAAAACAGAUCAGCCAUCGCAUUGGAUGUGUAAUGUUUAAUAGGAGAACCAUGUAUGUGUUUCCCCUUCUCGUUUGACAGGGUUAAAAUUUUAGCCUACCAAUUCAUGUAGUUCUGUAUCGACCUUUCCCAACCUAGUGCCCUCCAGAUGUGUUUGAAUGCAACUCCCAGCAUUCCCAGCUGGGACUGAUGGGAGUUGAAGUAAAACACAUCCAGAGGGCACCGAGUUCUAUAUCUGUUUUUUUGCCCUGUCUCAAUACACUCCUUGUAGAGAAAGGGGUAUAUAAAUCUUUAUAAUAAGCACUUAAUCAUUUCGAAAAAGAGUGGACAGCCUUGUUAUUCCUGAAAUCAGUCCUGAUUUCCCCUUUAGAGACACCAUGUCACCUUCCAAAAGGAUACGUGGCAGUAGCGUAAAGUUAUGCCAUAGGGAAUUGGGAGUAUUAUAUGCAUUUUAUUCUGGAACGUCAGUAUAUAGUGGGAAAAGCCACAACAUUUAAAAGGAGGAAGACAGUAAAUAUUUCCUAUUGUAAGCCAUUUGCCUAGGUCCUGGUUUUAGAGGAUGUUAUCUUGCCUUUUCUCACUCCAUUUCCUAUGGUUGGAAGAAUAAUAUGGCUCUUUGCAGUCACCCUGUAUAUUGUUGUUGAUCGCAUGCAGCUCAGCCCAAACUAGCUGCCUUGGAGCCAAAGCACUUAGGCUUGCUAUAGGUAAGAUUGCCAGGAUCUGUUCCUUAGCGCUUAUCUGCGAAUGGGAGUUUCCCCCAGUAACCACGUAACGCUUCCUCUGAUCCACUCCCCUUGUAACUCUUAACUGCCACUGCCCAGGUAGGAGAGACUUGUGGGUGGGAGCCUGCAACUUGAAAGCUCUUUCCCGUGGUGCUCAGUCAUUCUGCACAGAAAGGACUACUGGAUCUUCUUUGAAACCGGGCAAGAGUUUGCCAAGACUAAGGAAAGCAGGAUGGCAAAAUCCCUAUCCCUUCCCCAUCCCCACCCCAGUCUCUCUUUGGGUUUGGUGAUGUUCUCCAUUGAUAAUAGCACAGUUAGUGUGUUAGGUACAGUUGUCUUUCCAAAACAAGUUGUCUUUCAAGGUUUUUCUCUUUCCUUCAUCCACAACUACCUCUGGAUAAUUUAAGUUUCAUUCUCUUAAAACAUGGAGUUGCUGCUGUUUGUUGCUGCUGCUUCUGAUGCUACUGUACUGGUUACAACAUUUUAUUAUUCCAACAGGACCUGUCUGUUUUUUCUCUGGAACUGACAUACUACACUAUAGAUAACUUAGUUUGAGUUGACUUUUAAAACUAUUGUGCUAUUAAAGGGAUAAAAGCUUAUAUUUGUCAGACUGAUGAGUGAUUGGGAGAGGGUUUGUUUUUUUAAGAUGGCAUCAUUUCCAAAUGUCAGCUGUUGUCACGUAUAGCAUGCCGAAAUCACAAUUGCUUCUGAAAGUGUAGGUCUGAGCUCCUUUAGGCCCCCAUGCUCAAAGAUAUCCCCCCCCUCUCUCCCCCCCCCUUAAGUAAUAGACUAAAGGCAACUGCAUUGGAUAGUUUUUAAUGAUAGCUCAUAUUUAAAGAGCUUUUCCAGGUGGACAACAUGGUGAAUGCUUACUCUAUCAAUAUGCCUGACAGCCCCAAACCAUGUUAAGGUUGGGUCAGUUCCUGUGCUGGUCACUUCAACAUGGAGCUACAUAAUGGGUGGGCCUGUCCAAAUUAGACUCAGGUGCAACUCCUAUCUCAAAUGGCUUGGACUUCAUUUGGCUUGGGUAUCUGUCUCACAUACAUACACUUUCUGGUUUAGUACUAUAUGGCCCAGAGAAGCUGCUGAUUAGACAUAGCCCAAGAUUCAGUAUCUUAGCAUGGGACUUUCUAUUCAGUGGUAACUUCUCUGCAGAAAAACAGAUGAUUAAGAGAACGUUCUCCUUGAACUGCUGUAUAGUUCUUAUAACUGCUGGAGAGAUGGUUUUCUAUCUGCCAAUAAAUAGCUCUGCCUCUAUUUUGCCUAGAUACUUUAAAAAUGUAUACAGUAGUGGCCCUGCUGCUGAGAUUGGUAUCUUUCUAAAACCGGGUUGGCAUUAUUUGCACAAAGCCUGAACAAAUCAUUUCUCCAAUUUCCAGGUUGAGGAUUAAUGUGGUGGUUAAAUAAUAUGUCAGCAUGAAGUUGAAGAGGAGUCUAACUUCAUUGUUUGCCAUCAGCCAAGCUACCUGUCCUCUUUAAUUUUUGCAAUGUUAUAGUUGACGUAUCAGGGAAGUUGCAAGUAAGUGACAGUCAAUUUCUGCCUCUUACCAUGCAAUCCAGUGCUGCUGGAUUGCACAGUAAGAGCAAUCCAGCUCUUACUGUUUAAUCUACUGAGAAGUAAGACCCACAGAGUUCUAUGGAACUUACUCCAAGGUAAGUGUGUAUAGGAUUGCAGUCAUAAACUGUUAAAGAGCUGGAUGGUUCUUUCCCCAUCUUGCUUGAUCUUUUCAGCUAGCUGAAGCCAUGGGUCUGAAAGCAGUUUGCGCGUUUUGUACUGAUGAUGGUUGUGUUGGAAGUUGCCUAUAAAGCAACAAUGCAAGAACAGGCAGUCAUGGAAAAAAGACGGGGGUGACCGGUGGUUUUGUAGAUUGUGUGAAUCUCUGAUCCACUGCUAACAAUUUCUUGAUCUCCUAUUUGCAGUUUACUUGAAUAAAACAGUUAAUAGAUGUUUCAAGCCUU
Elgaria multicarinata webbii is the source of this 3153-nucleotide messenger RNA. RefSeq names its product high mobility group AT-hook 1 (gene HMGA1). The transcript has 4 exons. Gene Ontology annotation, cellular component: chromatin; nucleus. Gene Ontology annotation, biological process: regulation of DNA-templated transcription. Gene Ontology annotation, molecular function: DNA binding; transcription coregulator activity. Bases 28 to 282 code for a protein of 84 amino acids. The record is from RefSeq and is a predicted model, not a curated record. Lineage: Eukaryota; Metazoa; Chordata; Lepidosauria; Squamata; Anguidae.